Messenger RNA from Chionomys nivalis (European snow vole), 5140 nucleotides. RefSeq names its product misshapen like kinase 1 (gene Mink1). The transcript is spliced from 33 exons. Bases 224 to 4438 code for a protein of 1404 amino acids. The record is from RefSeq and is a predicted model, not a curated record. Gene Ontology annotation, molecular function: protein kinase activity; ATP binding. Gene Ontology annotation, biological process: protein phosphorylation. NCBI's taxonomy places the organism in Eukaryota, Metazoa, Chordata, Mammalia, Rodentia, Cricetidae.
CGGUCCGCUCCGCGCGUGCGCAGGGCUGCCGGCGGCUCGGGUUGCAGGCGCGCGGGCGAGAGCGCCUGUCAGCCGCUGGGUCGGUCCUCCCGCUGGCCCUCCCUCUCCCCGGCCUUUGGGGCAGGCGCGGUGGAGCCCGCCCCCCGGGUCCCCCGAUGGGGGAGAAGCGGCGACGGCGGCAGCGAAGUGAGCGAGCCGGAGCGUGAGCGGCCCUGCGGCGGCAAUGGGCGACCCAGCCCCCGCCCGCAGCCUGGACGACAUCGACCUGUCGGCCCUGCGGGACCCUGCAGGAAUCUUUGAGCUGGUGGAGGUGGUUGGCAAUGGAACCUAUGGACAGGUGUACAAGGGUCGGCAUGUCAAGACUGGGCAGCUGGCUGCCAUUAAGGUCAUGGAUGUCACAGAGGAUGAGGAGGAAGAGAUCAAACAGGAAAUCAACAUGUUAAAGAAGUACUCUCACCAUCGUAAUAUCGCCACCUACUAUGGGGCCUUUAUCAAGAAGAGCCCUCCUGGGAACGAUGACCAGCUCUGGCUGGUGAUGGAGUUCUGUGGUGCUGGCUCGGUGACUGACCUGGUAAAGAACACGAAAGGGAAUGCACUGAAGGAGGAUUGCAUUGCCUACAUCUGCAGGGAGAUUCUCAGGGGUCUCGCCCAUCUCCAUGCCCACAAGGUGAUCCACCGAGACAUCAAGGGACAGAAUGUGCUGCUGACAGAGAAUGCUGAAGUCAAGCUAGUGGAUUUUGGGGUGAGUGCUCAGCUGGACCGCACUGUGGGCAGGCGGAACACUUUCAUUGGGACCCCAUACUGGAUGGCCCCAGAAGUCAUUGCCUGCGAUGAGAACCCUGACGCCACCUACGACUACAGGAGUGACAUUUGGUCUCUAGGAAUCACAGCCAUUGAAAUGGCAGAGGGAGCCCCCCCUCUGUGUGACAUGCACCCCAUGCGGGCUCUCUUCCUCAUCCCUCGGAACCCUCCCCCAAGACUCAAGUCAAAGAAAUGGUCUAAGAAGUUCACUGACUUCAUUGAUACGUGUCUCAUCAAGACUUACUUGAGCCGCCCACCAACUGAACAGUUACUCAAGUUUCCCUUCAUCCGAGACCAGCCCACAGAGCGGCAGGUCCGCAUCCAGCUCAAGGACCACAUUGACCGCUCCCGGAAGAAGCGGGGUGAGAAAGAGGAGACGGAAUAUGAGUACAGUGGCAGUGAAGAGGAGGAUGACAGCCAUGGAGAAGAAGGCGAGCCGAGCUCCAUCAUGAAUGUGCCUGGGGAGUCCACACUCCGCCGAGAAUUCCUCCGACUCCAGCAGGAGAAUAAGAGCAACUCUGAGGCUUUAAAGCAGCAGCAGCAGCAACAGUUGCAGCAGCAGCAGCAGCAACGAGACCCUGAGGCACACAUCAAACACCUGCUGCACCAGCGGCAGCGCCGCAUAGAGGAGCAGAAGGAAGAGCGGCGGCGUGUGGAGGAGCAACAGCGGCGCGAGCGGGAGCAGCGGAAGCUGCAGGAAAAGGAGCAGCAGCGGCGGUUGGAAGAUAUGCAAGCCCUGCGGCGAGAGGAGGAGAGGCGGCAGGCAGAGCGGGAGCAGGAAUAUAUCCGUCACAGGCUAGAGGAGGAGCAGCGACAGCUCGAGAUCCUUCAGCAACAGCUGCUCCAGGAACAGGCCCUGCUGCUGGAAUACAAGCGGAAGCAGCUAGAGGAGCAGAGGCAGUCGGAGCGGCUCCAGAGACAGCUGCAGCAGGAGCAUGCCUACCUCAAGUCCCUGCAGCAGCAGCAACAACAACAACAGCUCCAGAAGCAGCAGCAACAGAUCCUGCCUGGGGACAGGAAGCCCCUGUAUCAUUAUGGUCGGGGCAUUAAUCCUGCUGACAAGCCAGCAUGGGCCCGAGAGGUGGAAGAGAGAGCAAGGAUGAAUAAGCAGCAGAACUCUCCCUUGGCCAAGACGAAGCCAAGCAGUACAGGGCCAGAGCCCCCCAUCUCCCAGGCCUCUCCUAGCCCCCCAGGACCUCUUUCCCAAACUCCUCCUAUGCAGAGGCCUGUGGAGCCUCAAGAAGGACCGCACAAGAGCCUGGUAGCACACCGGGUCCCACUGAAGCCAUAUGCAGCACCUGUACCCCGAUCCCAGUCCCUGCAGGACCAACCCACUCGAAACCUGGCUGCCUUCCCUGCCUCCCAUGACCCUGACCCUGCUGCUGUUCCCACACCCACCGCCACGCCCAGUGCCCGAGGAGCUGUCAUCCGCCAGAAUUCAGACCCCACCUCGGAAGGGCCUGGCCCGAGCCCAAACCCCCCAUCCUGGGUCCGACCUGAUAACGAGGCUCCACCUAAGGUUCCUCAGAGAACCUCGUCUAUUGCCACUGCCCUUAACACCAGUGGGGCCGGAGGGUCCCGGCCAGCUCAGGCUGUCCGUGCCAGACCUCGCAGCAACUCCGCCUGGCAAAUCUAUCUGCAGAGGCGGGCAGAGCGGGGCACCCCCAAGCCUCCUGGGCCCCCAGCUCAGCCCCCUGGCCCGCCCAACGCCUCUAGUAAUCCCGACCUCAGGAGGAGUGACCCUGGCUGGGAGCGCUCAGACAGUGUCCUCCCGACCUCUCAUGGACACCUCCCUCAGGCUGGCUCACUGGAACGAAACCGAAACCGUGUGGGAGCCUCCACAAAACUGGACAGCUCACCAGUGCUCUCCCCCGGGAACAAAGCCAAGCCUGAAGACCACCGUUCAAGGCCAGGCCGACCUGCAAGCUAUAAGCGAGCAAUUGGUGAGGAUUUUGUGUUGCUCAAAGAGCGGACCCUGGAUGAGGCCCCUAGGCCUCCCAAGAAGGCCAUGGACUACUCCUCCUCCAGUGAGGAGGUGGAGAGCAGUGAAGAUGAGGAUGAGGAAGGCGAUGGGGAGCCGUCAGAGGGGAGCAGAGACACUCCCGGGGGCCGCAGUGAUGGAGAUACGGACAGCGUCAGCACCAUGGUGGUUCAUGAUGUUGAGGAGAUAGCCGGGACCCAGCCCCCAUAUGGGGGAGGCACCAUGGUGGUCCAGCGUACUCCUGAAGAGGAACGAAGCCUGCUGCUUGCUGACAGCAAUGGCUACACAAAUCUGCCCGAUGUGGUCCAGCCCAGCCACUCACCUACUGAGAACAGCAAAGGUCAAAGCCCUCCCACAAAAGAUGGAGGCAGUGAUUACCAGUCUCGAGGGUUGGUAAAGGCCCCUGGGAAGAGCUCUUUCACCAUGUUUGUCGAUCUAGGGAUCUACCAGCCCGGAGGCAGUGGGGACACCAUCCCUAUCACAGCCCUAGUAGGUGGAGAGGGUGGUCGUCUUGACCAGCUGCAGUUCGAUGUGAGGAAAGGCUCUGUGGUCAACGUCAACCCCACCAACACCCGGGCUCAUAGUGAAACUCCCGAGAUUCGGAAGUACAAGAAGCGAUUCAAUUCGGAGAUCCUCUGUGCAGCCCUCUGGGGGGUCAACCUCCUGGUGGGCACAGAGAAUGGGCUGAUGCUGCUGGACCGGAGCGGACAGGGCAAAGUGUAUGGACUCAUUGGGCGGCGGCGCUUCCAGCAAAUGGACGUGCUGGAGGGGCUCAACCUGCUCAUCACCAUCUCAGGGAAAAGGAACAAACUUCGGGUAUAUUACCUGUCCUGGCUGCGGAAUAAGAUUCUGCACAAUGACCCAGAGGUGGAGAAGAAGCAAGGGUGGACCACUGUGGGGGACAUGGAGGGCUGUGGCCACUAUCGUGUUGUGAAAUAUGAGCGUAUUAAGUUCCUGGUCAUUGCCCUGAAGAGCUCUGUGGAGGUGUAUGCCUGGGCUCCCAAACCCUACCACAAAUUUAUGGCCUUCAAGUCCUUUGCUGACCUCCCUCACCGCCCUCUGCUGGUGGACCUGACUGUAGAGGAGGGACAGCGGCUCAAGGUCAUCUAUGGCUCCAGUGCUGGCUUCCAUGCUGUGGAUGUUGACUCUGGGAACAGUUACGACAUCUACAUCCCUGUGCACGUGAGCUUAGCAGGGCUGUGGAGCAAGUGGAACCAGCCCUUCUGGACAUCAGACUUGAGGACCCUACCUCACCCCGUUCUCUCUCCCCAGAUCCAGAGCCAGAUCACGCCCCAUGCCAUCAUCUUCCUCCCCAACACCGACGGCAUGGAGAUGCUGCUGUGCUAUGAAGACGAGGGUGUCUAUGUCAACACCUAUGGGCGGAUCAUCAAGGAUGUGGUGCUGCAGUGGGGAGAGAUGCCCACCUCUGUGGCCUACAUCUGCUCCAACCAGAUAAUGGGCUGGGGUGAAAAAGCCAUUGAGAUCCGCUCCGUGGAGACAGGCCACCUAGAUGGGGUCUUCAUGCACAAACGAGCCCAGAGGCUCAAGUUCCUGUGUGAGCGGAAUGAUAAGGUGUUUUUUGCCUCAGUCCGCUCUGGGGGAAGCAGCCAAGUUUACUUUAUGACUCUGAACCGUAACUGCAUCAUGAACUGGUGAUGAGGCCCUGGGCUGGGCUCCCCAUGGACCCAGCUCUCUCCCUACAGCCAGGCCGCCCAGCCCUGCUCCCCCUCUCCCUUUGGGCUUUUGCUUUUACUGGUUUGAUUCACUGGAGCCUGCUGGGAACGUGACCUCUGAUCCCUGAAGCUUUUGUGAUCACGUGACCAUCCUUUCUCCCAACAUGUUUUCAAAACUGUGCCUGUCCCCAACUUCUGGGGAAUGACACAGCUUCCCCGUACCAGGAAUUGAGUGGGACUUGCCCAUCCCCUUUUCUCCACUUAGGAGGAGAGUGCUUGGGACUUGGACCCCCUUACCCCAUUGCUGCUGACUGAGCAGGGCCCUGUACCCCUUUAUUUGCACGCCAGGGGAGCCGGCUCCCCCCUUGAAUGUACCAGACUCUGGGGGGGGGUCACUGGGCCCUGGGUUCUGCGGGGAGGGUCACCAGCCACUCCAGGGGCAGGGACCAUGUCCUCAUUUUCUGAAAGCACUUUAAUGAUUUCCCCUCCCCCAGGUCCCAGGGAAUGGAGGAGGGACCCCAUAGCCAAAACAUUCCUCCUUCCCAUCCUCCCCUCCCUUCAUGCCCCCUUGCUUGCAUCUGUAUAUAGUGUGAGCAGCAGGUAGCCCUUCCCCCUCCUGUAUCCUUUCUCAAUGUAGUGGCCUUGGAUACCCGUUUGUUAAUAAAGACGAUUCUACCAGCUCCCA